Messenger RNA from Dicentrarchus labrax (European seabass), 2834 nucleotides. It is a transcript of the gene nr2e1, whose product is annotated as nuclear receptor subfamily 2, group E, member 1. Gene Ontology annotation, molecular function: RNA polymerase II cis-regulatory region sequence-specific DNA binding; nuclear receptor activity; zinc ion binding. The record is from RefSeq and is a predicted model, not a curated record. NCBI's taxonomy places the organism in Eukaryota, Metazoa, Chordata, Actinopteri, Moronidae. Bases 554 to 1747 code for a protein of 397 amino acids. Gene Ontology annotation, biological process: anatomical structure development; cell differentiation; negative regulation of transcription by RNA polymerase II. The transcript has 9 exons.
UCCAGCCUCCCCUGACACUUCUCAUAAAUAUUACCAAGGCUUAUUUGAGGAACUCGCACCACAAAGUCACAUCGUGUCCUGGUUUUAACAAGCGUUCACCUGUCAGAAUAGACGAAAAUUGAUUUUUUUUUGGUGUCUUUUUUCGUUUCUUCUUUCCCACCGGGCUGACACAGUCGGAUGCGCUCCAGGCAGCGUUUUUCCAACUCCAACUUUAUGCACCGCCUGGAGGGUUGCUGUAGCCGCUAACCGGUCGCUGUCCCGGGGGGGGCUGCAAGUCCGGCUCUCCGACCGUGCACAUCGGAGGCGAAGAUUUGUCUGAUACAAUGUACAACCGUACUGUGUCUUAAAUUUGGGCUUCGUCGAUCGGAGAUCUGUCAAGUUGGGCAACUCGGGACGUUGACUUGCCGAUCUCAUCGCUGCUGGUAAAGACCCCCAAAGGAAAGUGCUGUGGUUUCACGCUUUUUUUUCAUUGUUUUUGUCAGCAAGAAUAAGAAGAUAAAGAGGACCCCCCGUUUUAUUUUCGUUCUGAACUUUAUUAUUAAGUCAAGUAUCCAUGAUGAGCAAACCCGCCGGCUCAACAAGUGGCUGUCUGGAUAUUCUGAAUGUCAAAUCAAGUCGGAUUCUGGACAUUCCAUGCAAAGUGUGCGGCGACCGCAGCUCAGGGAAGCAUUAUGGUGUUUACGCCUGUGACGGCUGUUCGGGAUUCUUCAAGAGGAGCAUCCGCAGAAACAGGACCUACGUCUGUAAAUCUGGCUCUCAGGGCGGCUGUCCCGUCGACAAAACUCACAGAAACCAAUGCCGAGCGUGCCGUUUGAAAAAGUGUCUGGAAGUGAACAUGAAUAAAGACGCCGUUCAACACGAGCGGGGGCCGCGGACGUCCACCAUCCGCAAACAGGUUGCCCUAUAUUUCCGGGGCCACAAAGAGGUGAACGGAUCAUCGACCCAUUUCCCGGGAUCCUCCCUGCCCGGCCCUCCCUUCUUUACCACGGUCACGCAACUGGAGCCUCACAACCUGGAGAUGGGCACAGUAGCCACCACACCGGAGAGACAAGCCAUCGUGGGUCUGGCACAGCCCACCCCUAAGUAUCCCCAUGAAGUAAGCGGCACCCCCAUGUACCUCUAUGAGGUGGCGACGGAGUCUGUGUGCGAGUCAGCGGCGCGCCUCCUUUUCAUGAGCAUCAAGUGGGCAAAAAGUGUUCCCGCAUUCUCCACCCUCCCUUUAUCUGACCAGCUGAUUCUGCUGGAGGACGCCUGGAGGGAAUUAUUUGUUCUGGGCAUCGCACAAUGGGCCAUUCCUGUGGACUCCACUACUCUUCUUGCUGUUUCUGGAAUGAACACUGAAAACACAGAGUCUCAGCGGAUGAAUAAGAUCAUGUCUGAGAUACAAGCACUUCAAGAGGUGGUCACCAGAUUCAGACAGAUGCGCCUAGAUGCAACAGAGUUUGCCUGUUUGAAAUGCAUCGUGACAUUCAAAGCUGUUCCUACACAUGGCAACACUGAGUUAAGAAGUUUCCGCAAUGCCAGCGCCAUUGCUGCACUACAAGACGAGGCACAGCUCACUCUCAACAGUUACAUACACACCAGGUACCCGACUCAGCCCUGUCGCUUCGGAAAGCUGCUCUUGCUCCUGCCGGCACUCCGCUCGGUCGGCCCGUCCACCAUAGAGGAGGUGUUCUUCAAGAAGACCAUCGGCAACGUGCCCAUCACCAGGCUCCUCUCCGACAUGUACAAGUCCAGCGAUAUAUGAGUUCUCAUCAUCUGUCCAGGCGCAUGGAAAAGACUUGAGCUGAAGGCCCAGAGACCCACCCAGCAGUUGACAGAAUGUCAAAUCAUAGCAGGUGUAACCAUGGGAUGAAUCUUUUUUUCUGAGCACAAAAUCUUUUAGGCCUUCUUAAAAUAGCCUAUUUAGGCCUAGGCUCCCUUGAAACAAAGACUGCAACACAGCAGGAAUUCACCAAGUAGUCAGUUAACAGUUGCUCUAGUUAAGGAAUAGCCUGUAACUUUCAUUAUAGAAUUACCUGUAUGAUUCUGAAAAACUGCAAUCUCUGGUGUGGGCACAGACAGCCUACAAUGUUUAAAAAUCGCCUAAAGACUCUGUAGAACACCCGCCAAGUAUGUCUGACAAAGAAAUGUUAUAUAUUAAGAAGUUUUUUUCGAGUGUCUGUGAGACCAAUGAGCUUGACGACCAAUUCAGUCUUUUAUUGCUGUGUUCAAUCCCAAUGGAGGAAACCAAAAAAGAUGAUGCAUGCGUAAUGGGGGAUGUGAAUCGCUGUCCCUCGAUCCGGUGCUGAAACCAAACGCACGGGGCAACGAAGAAGAGGUGCCAACUCUAUGAAGAAUUAGGGGGUGGGGGGGAAAGACUUUCAAAGCAUACGCUUGCACUGCCUCCUCACUGUAAAACUACAUUCAUCUGAAGAUGGUGUUUGUAUUUAAGUGGUUACUGUCCUGUUUGUGUUGGUGUGUCCUGUUUGAGGCGCAGCAUUAAAAAUGUUUAGGUCGACUUUGUGAAGUUAGACACUAACACUGGAUAAAAUAUUCAGCACUUGGAAAUGUUUUUUGUGGCCUGUGAUGUUUUUAUUCUGUUGUAAAUAUUUGGAGUUAUAACUAUUUAGAGUUGUAACCGAGAGAAUAAAAGACACUGAAUUAAUCUGUAUUCAAAUAACCUACAGUAGAUAUAAAACUACCUGCUGCAGUUUUGAAACUUGUUUAUAAUACACAUCAUUGCAAAUAAUGGUGAUGCUCUUCUCAGAUCUGAUUUUAUUAUCAAUGUAAAGUUCAAUUUCAAAAGAUUUCUCAAUAACCGAAGGAUAAAGAACACGUGCUUAAGUAACUAA